AUGGUCGUGGACGUGGACGUGGACGUAGACAUGGUCGUGGACCUUGACGUGGACGUGGUCGUGGUCGUGGACGUGGUCGUGGACGUGGACAUGGACGUGGACGUGGACGUGGACGUGGACAUGGACGUGGACGUGGACGUGGACGUGGACGUGGACAUGAACGUGGAUGUGGACAUGGACGUGGAUGUGGUCGUGGUCGUAGACGUGGACGUGGACGUGGACGUGAACGUGUACGUGGACGUGGAGGACGUGGAUGUGGAGGACGUGGACGUGGACGUGGAGGACGUGGACGUGGACGUGGACGUGGACGUGGUCGUGGACAUGGAGGUUGACGUGGACGUGGACGUGGUCGUGGACGUGGAGGUUGACGUGGACGUGGACGUGGUCGUGGACGUGGAGGACUUGGACGUGGACAUGGAUGUGGACGUGGACGUGGACGUGGACGUGGACGUGGACAUGGUCGUGGACGUGGACGUGGACGUGGACGUGGACGUGGACGUGGACAUGGACGUGGACGUGGACGUGGACGUGGACGUGGACGUGAACGUGGACGUGGACGUGAACGUGAACGUGAACGUGAACGUGAACGUGGACGUGGACGUGAACGUGGACGUGGACGUGGACGUGAACGUGGACGUGAACGUGAACGUGGACGUGCACGUGCACGUGGACGUGAACGUGAACGUGGACGUGAACGUGGACGUGGACGUGGACGUGGUCGCGGACGUGGACUUGGACGUGGACGCGGACGUGGACAUGAACGUGGAUGUGGACAUGGACGUGGAUGUGGUCGUGGUCGUAGACGUGGACGUGGACGUGGACGUGAACGUGUACGUGGACGUGGAGGACGUGGAUGUGGAGGACGUGGACGUGGACGUGGAGGACGUGGACGUGGACGUGGACGUGGACGUGGUCGUGGACAUGGAGGUUGACGUGGACGUGGACGUGGUCGUGGACGUGGAGGUUGACGUGGACGUGGACGUGGUCGUGGACGUGGAGGACUUGGACGUGGACAUGGAUGUGGACGUGGACGUGGACGUGGACGUGGACGUGGACAUGGUCGUGGACGUGGACGUGGACGUGGACGUGGACGUGGACGUGGACAUGGACGUGGACGUGGACGUGGACGUGGACGUGGACGUGAACGUGGACGUGGACGUGAACGUGAACGUGAACGUGAACGUGGACGUGGACCGUGAACGUGGACGUGGACGUGGACACAUGGUCGUGGAUCUUGACGUGGACGUGGUCGUGGUCGUGGACGUGGUCGUGGACGUGGACAUGGACGUGGAUGUGGACGUGGACGUGGACAUGGACGUGGACGUGGACGUGGACGUGGACGUGGACGUGGACAUGAACGUGGAUGUGGACAUGGACGUGGAUGUGGUCGUGGUCGUAGACGUGGACGUGGACGUGGACGUGAACGUGUACGUGGACGUGGAGGACGUGGAUGUGGAGGACGUGGACGUGGACGUGGAGGACGUGGACGUGGACGUGGACGUGGACGUGGUCGUGGACGUGGAGGUUGACGUGGACGUGGACGUGGUCGUGGACGUGGAGGUUGACGUGGACGUGGACGUGGUCGUGGACGUGGAGGACAGGGACGUGGACAUGGAUGUGGACGUGGACGUGGACGUGGACGUGGACAUGGUCGUGGACGUGGACGUGGACGUGGACGUGGACGUGGACAUGGACGUGGACGUGACGUGGACGUGGACGUGGACGUGA
This is a messenger RNA of Closterium sp. NIES-65, 1728 nucleotides long. Lineage: Eukaryota; Viridiplantae; Streptophyta; Zygnematophyceae; Desmidiales; Closteriaceae. The record is from the annotation of a GenBank genome assembly.